Molecule: messenger RNA, 2222 nt
Organism: Acomys russatus (golden spiny mouse)
Lineage: Eukaryota; Metazoa; Chordata; Mammalia; Rodentia; Muridae
Gene: Chgb
Product: chromogranin B
Exons: 5
Coding region: 1-1998 (665 amino acids)
Cellular component (GO): secretory granule
Source: RefSeq, a predicted model, not a curated record
AUGCAGCUUGCCACGCUCCUCGGCCUCCUGGGCGCCGCAGCUCUGGCGGCUGUCAGCUCGGCUCCAGUGGAUCACAGGGAUCACAGUGAAGAGAUGGUGACUCGCUGCAUCAUUGAAGUUCUCUCAAACGCCCUGUCCAAAUCCACUGUUCCAACCAUCACUCCUGAGUGCCGGCAACUCCUGGAGAGGAGUGGGAAAGAGGUCAAAGGUGAAGAGAAAGAUGAAAACGAAAACAAGAAAUUUGAAGUACGAUUGCUAAGAGACCCAAUUGGUGCCUCCAUAGCCCACUGGCCUUCCAGUAGGGAGGAAACAGGAACUCCAGUAGAAGACUCUCAAGGCCAGACAAAGAUAGAAAACAAGAAGUGGACAGAGGGAGGACAGAGCCAAGAGGGCACAGAUGAACCCCAGGAGAGCCUCCAGCCCUCCACCCAACAGGUGUCCAAAGAAGCAAAGAUCCAGCAUUCAGGAGAGAGGGAGAGAGAGGAAAGGAAAGAAGAAGGCAAGACUCACCCAAAGGGGGAGCACAGGGCAGAUGCUGGUGAAGAGAAAGAUCUUGAAGAUUCUGGAGAGAGACAGAACACCUUCUCCAACGAAAGAAGUGAGGCUCCAGCUAAGAAAAGAGAGGAGUCAGUGGCCAGAGCAGACGCACACUCUAUGGGGCUCUCUGAGAAGACACACAGCAGGGAGCAAAGCAGCCAGGAGAGUAGAGAGGAGGCAAGGGCACAGGAGAAAUCCCAGGCGCUUAGCAACCACGACCAGAGCCAGGAAGAAUCAGAGGAAGGUGAGGAAGACGCAGCCACUGAACUAGCCAAACGUCGGCCGAGACACCACCACGGGAGAAGCCGGCCCAGCAAGCCCCCUCAAGAAAGGCAGCCUCUAUCUGAGGGAAGGAGACGUGCUGAGGAGUCGGAGGAGGCAGAUGUGGCCACAGCCAGUUUAGGAGAACAGAGGGGCCACCGUCCAACGCACUACAGGGCUUCUGAGGAAGAACCUGAAUAUGGGGAGGAAAUGAGAAACCAUCCGGGUUUCCAGGUUCCCGAGGACCUUCGGGGACCAAAUCAUGGGGGCAGAGGAAGUGAAGAGGACAGAGCUCCAAGGCCUCAGAGUGAGGAGAGGCAGGAAAGGGAUUACAAGAGAAACCGUGCCAACUCUGAGCGUGAAAGCACGGCGAACAGACACAGCGAAGAAACUGAGGAAGAGUGGGGCUAUGAGGGGGCAAAGGGACGCCAACACAGAGGCAGGGCAGGUGAGCCAGGUGACACCAGAGAGGAAAAAAGGUUUCUAGAUGAAGAGCACUACCUUCGUGAAAGCCCAAUAGAUAAGGCAAAAAGGUAUCCACAAAGCAAAUGGCAAGAACAGGAGAAAAAUUACCUCAACUAUGGCGAGGAAGGGGACCAAGGGAAAUGGUGGCAACAGGAAGAGCUAUUAGAACCAGAAGAAAGCAGGGAGGAAGCAAGGCUUCUGGACAGACAAUAUGCACCCUAUGCCACCACAGAAAAGAGAAAGCGGUUGGGGGCGCUCUUCAAUCCCUACUUUGACCCUCUCCAGUGGAAGAAUAGUGACUUUGAGAAAAAAGACAAGCCAGGUGAUGGUUUUCUCGAGGCUGAAGAUGAAGAUGGAAAUGGGUUAACCUUGAAUGAGAAGAAUUUCUUCCCAGAGUACAACUAUGACUGGUGGGAGAAAAGGCCCUUCUCAGAGGAUGUGAACUGGGGCUAUGAGAAGAGAGGCUUUGCCAGGGACCCUCACUUGGACUUCAAAAGGCCAUAUGAUGGAGCGCCUGAGCUGGGCCAGCUCCUUCACUACAGGAAGAAGGCAGCCGAAUUUCCUGACUUCUACGACUCGGAGGAGCAGAUGGGGCCUCACCAGGAGGUAGAAGAUGAAAAGGCUGGGGCUGGCCAGAGAGUUCUGACUGAGGAAGAGAAAAAGGAACUGGAGAACUUGGCUGCCAUGGAUCUGGAACUGCAGAAGAUCGCAGAAAAGUUCAGCCACCGGGGCUGACAGUCGGAGAGCCCCGCUGUUCACUAAAAGACGCCAUUGAUUCAGCCAAAGGCAGGGAGCAGAAUUUACUAUUUACUAAGUGUUUGAUGCAGUUGCCAGAAUGCUAAUGCUAUGUGACCAGUGUGACUUGUAGCAUAUUCUUCCUGCAAAAUAGAUGUUCACAUGCCUGUGACAAUGACUGUGUUACUAUCUUUGAAACAUAAACAAUAAAAGAUUUACCUGAA